This is a messenger RNA of Hansenula anomala, 1104 nucleotides long. It is a transcript of the gene RRD2, whose product is annotated as peptidylprolyl isomerase RRD2. NCBI's taxonomy places the organism in Eukaryota, Fungi, Ascomycota, Saccharomycetes, Phaffomycetales, Wickerhamomycetaceae. Gene Ontology annotation, biological process: mitotic spindle organization. The transcript has a single exon. Gene Ontology annotation, cellular component: cytoplasm; nucleus; protein phosphatase type 2A complex. Gene Ontology annotation, molecular function: peptidyl-prolyl cis-trans isomerase activity; protein tyrosine phosphatase activator activity. The record is from RefSeq and is a predicted model, not a curated record. The coding region runs from base 1 to 1104 and encodes 367 amino acids.
AUGACCAACACCUUCACAUUCACAACUCCCCAAAGAAGAAUAUUGUCCAAUGAGGACAUGGAAAAAUGGCAAUCCAGCGAAACCCAUGAAGAUAUAGUCCAAUUCGUUACAGAAUUAGCAGAUUCAGUAGUUGGCAAAGAGAACUCGUCAGAAUGUUACAUUUCUUCAAACACACAGGCUGUUCUUGAUAUAUUAGAUGUUGUAUUGGGUAUAAUUAAAGCACAUCCAGUGGUUCAGGAUAAAAACACUUCAAGAUUUGGUAAAGUUGAAUUCAGAGAUGUUUAUGAUGAAAUUAAUACAAAAUCUGGUGAUAUACUGAAGGAACAUUUGGAUGAGCUAUCCAAGAUUGAAGGUGAUCCUACAAUAGAAUUAACUACCUAUUUCAAUGAAUCAUGGGGGAAUAGAACAAGAAUUGACUAUGGAUCUGGUCAUGAAUUGAAUUUUCUUGCACUUUUGUUGUGUUUGAGGAAACUAGAGAUCUUUACUCCGGAGGAUAAUACAGCGAUUGUUUUACAAAUCUUCAACAAGUAUAUAUCGGUGAUGAGAGUUUUCCAAAAAGAAUAUUGGCUCGAACCAGCUGGCUCACAUGGUGUUUGGGGGUUAGAUGAUUAUCAUUUCUUACCAUUCUUAUUUGGUGCUGCUCAAUUAUCAACACAUCCACAUUUACGUCCAAAAUCAAUCCACAAUAAAGAUCUCGUGGAGGAGGUUCAUGAAAAAUUUAUGUAUUUUGAAUGUAUCCAUUUCAUCAAUUCCAUCAAAACUGCAUCUUUAAGAUGGCAUUCACCAAUGUUGGAUGACAUUAGUGCAGUCAAGACCUGGAAGAAAGUCUCUGAAGGUAUGAUUAAGAUGUAUAGAGCUGAAGUUUUAGGUAAACUACCAAUUAUUCAACACUUCUUUUUUGGUUCCAUAUUGAAAGCACCUGAAGGUUGCUCACCACCAAGAGAAACAGACCAUGAUGAUUCUUGUGAUCACCACCACGAUCAUGAUUCAGAGGAAGGAUUGCCUCUUCAUCAACAUACUUGGGGUGAUUGUUGUGGUAUCAAAAUUCCAAGUGCAAUUGCAGCUAGUGAAUCCAACAAGAAUAAACCAAUUCCAUUUGAUUGA